UGCUCUCUUCACAUCUCUCCAGUGCUUUAUCAGAUCCCACUGCUUUCUAGUCUCUGUGUCCUCCAUCUCUUCAUCAUCAUGAGUUACUACAUGCCUCAGGCCUCUCACACCUCGUUCACUCGCUCUGUGCCAACUUCAUAUCGUGCUGCCAGCACGUAUGGAGGAGCAGGAGGCUAUGGCACCAGGAUCUCCUCAGCCUCCUCUUACGGCAGCCUGCGCUCGGCACCUCCAAGCUCGUCCAUCUCUGCCUCCUCUGCCUAUAAGGUGAGCUCUGCAGGCUUGGGCACUGGAGCGGGUACAGGAGCAGCUGUCUUGGGCAAUGAGAAAGGUCAGAUGCAGAAUCUUAAUGAGCGGCUGGCCUCUUACCUGGAGACUGUGCGCCGGCUGGAGCAGGAGAACAGCGUCCUGGAGCGAAAGAUCCAAGAGGCCAUGGAGAAAGCUGGGCCAGACGCGCGUGACUUCAGCAAGUACAAUGGCAUCCUGGAUGACCUGAGGAGGAAGAUAUUUGAUGCCACCCUUGACAAUUCCCGCCUUGUUCUCCAGAUUGACAAUGCUCGACUGGCUGCAGAUGAUUUUAAAAUUAAGUUUGAGAAUGAGCUGUCCAUCCGGCAGUCUGUGGACGCAGAUAUUGCAGGGCUGAGGAAAGUCAUCGAUGACACAAACAUUGGUCGUAUAAAUGUUGAGAGUGAGAUUGAAGCCUUGAAAGAAGAGCUUGCCUACCUAAAUAAAAACCAUGAAAAUGAAAUUGCAGACCUACGUAAUCAGAUUACACAGUCAGGCGUGCAGGUAGAUGUAGACGCUCCAAAGGGGCAGGACCUGUCUCAGGUCAUGGAGAACAUAAGAGCAACUUAUGAGAAACUGGCACUUCAGAAUGCAGAAGAACUGAAAAGAUGGCAUGAAAACCAGAUGGCAGACGUUCAGGUGCAGGUGUCCCAGAAUACAGAAGCUUUACAGGGAGCUCAGAUGGAGAUGAAUGACCUACGAAGACAAAUUCAGACACUGGAGAUAGAGCUAGCAUCACAACAAAGCCUGAAAGCAUCCAUGGAUGACACACUGAGAAACACAGAACUGCGCACAAAUGCUGAAAUGGAAAAAUACAACAACGUCCUCAUGCAGCUAGAAGCAGAACUGGGACAACUUAGGGCAAAGAUAACCGAGCAGGGGCAAGAGUACGAAGCUCUGCUUAACAUGAAGAUGAAACUAGAGGCAGAGAUAGCCACCUACAAAAAACUUCUGGAUGGAGAAGAUCUGGAGCUCACAGAUGCAUUGGAUUAAAGAAACAUAGCAACAUUACAUACUGAGAAAUAAAAAUGAAAAGGGUUUUAACCACAGAACUUAUUUCAAAUGUGAAAAUCUAGCAAUAGGAUAAAAAUAACAAUAAAGUUUCAGUCUUUUCAA
Messenger RNA from Trichomycterus rosablanca, 1398 nucleotides. RefSeq names its product keratin 18b (gene krt18b). The transcript is spliced from 7 exons. The record is from RefSeq and is a predicted model, not a curated record. Bases 79 to 1275 code for a protein of 398 amino acids. Gene Ontology annotation, biological process: intermediate filament cytoskeleton organization. Gene Ontology annotation, molecular function: structural molecule activity. Gene Ontology annotation, cellular component: keratin filament; cytoskeleton. Lineage: Eukaryota; Metazoa; Chordata; Actinopteri; Siluriformes; Trichomycteridae.